UAACUUGAUUGAUUGAAAGCUGUGCCUCUGUCUCUCUGCUCGUGCGCAACCCAUUUCCCUUCGGCGGUGGCGGUGGCGGUGGCGGUGUGCCGUAAAAUGUGAGGAGCUUGAAGGAGGAAAGAUGCGAAAGAGAUCUGGAGCUCUGAGAUAGAUGAAUUCGGAGAACAUGGUCGGCAUUCUUGAGUUUGGCCGUGUUUCUCCGAUCUGACCCCCCUGUCUCCGAUCCGAACAUUCCAGAGUCUCAAUCGCCGAAUUCUCUACUUCUCUCUCACCGAUCUGGUGAGAUGUCCUUCAAAAGCAUUGUACGCGAGCUGAGGGAGAUGAAAGAUGGAAUGGGGAGUAUAUCAAAACGAAGGGUGGAAGGCAAGCACUGGUGUAACCGAACCCGAUCACAUAUUGCCCCUGAUGUAGCCCCUUCUGAGCCAGUUGAACAAGGGAAGUGGGCUAACUUGCCUCCGGAAUUGCUUUUGGAUAUAAUUCGGAGGGUUGAAGAGAGCGAAACAUCCUGGCCUGCAAGGACUGAUGUCAUCUUUUGUGCAUCAGUUUGCAAAUCAUGGAGGGAUAUUACAAAGGAGAUUGUCAAGACUCCAGAGGAAUGUGGGAGACUCACAUUUCCCAUUUCAUUGAAACAGCCUGGGCCGAGGGAUUCUCCUAUUCAGUGCUUUAUUAAAAGGGACAGAACAACUUCCAUAUAUCGUCUGUACUUUGGUCUGAUGCCUUUGGAGAAUGAGAACGAAAAACUGUUGUUGGCUGCGAAAAAGAUUAGAAGGGCAACAAGCACAGAGUUUGUGAUAUCUCUGGUUGCAGAUGAUUUUUCCCGGGCCAGCAAUACAUAUGUUGGAAAAUUGAGGUCCAAUUUUUUGGGCACCAAGUUCACCAUAUAUGACAGCCAACCUCCAAGUGAUGCCACAGUAAAACAGAAUACUCGGUCAAGUCGAAGAUUUCAUGCUAAACAAGUAUCUCCAAGAGUACCCGCAUGUAGCUACAGCAUUGCCACUGUUACCUAUGAGCUCAAUGUUCUCCGGACAAGAGGGCCUAGGCGAAUGCACAGUGUCAUGCAUUCUAUUCCUGUUUCUUCUGUUCAGGAGGGGGGCUCUGCCCCAACACCGACAUCAUACCCACACUCCCUUGAUGAGAAAUUUUCUCCCUCACCAGAGUCAAAAGGAAAGGAGCCAGUCACCGAUUUCAGCUCCCCAGACCGUGUCACGUCUCCAGUAUCAGCCCCACUCUCUGGAGAGCCACUGAAUCUUAAAAACAAGUCUCCUAGAUGGCACGAACAGCUGCAGUGCUGGUGCCUAAAUUUUAAAGGUCGUGUUACUGUUGCUUCUGUUAAGAAUUUCCAGCUUGUGGCUGCUGUUAAUCCAUCUCACAACGUGCCAACUGCAGAGCAAGAAAAGGUAAUUUUACAGUUUGGAAAGAUUGGAAAAGACAUCUUCACCAUGGAUUAUCGAUACCCACUCUCUGCCUUCCAAGCUUUCGCAAUCUGCUUGAGCAGCUUCGACACAAAACCAGCCUGUGAAUAAUGAUAUUAUCCAUAUGGAACAUAUCUGUUGUUGAGCAUGAUCAUAAUUUUGCUGAAGUUGCUCCUAUAACUCUGAAUCUGAAGUAUGUUUGUUCUCAACAUGGAAGCUCAUCAUGCAUGGCCAGGCUUUAUGACUGACAGUUUUAGCUGUAAGUUGCUUUUUGUAAGUGCCAUAUAUGUGUUUACCAGCAGGGGAUAAAUUUUAUGCCUUUUAACUGUCAUCUUAAUUUUGGCAUUAUGGGUAUUUAUUGUACACAGAUCAAUGAUUUGUAUGCUUUUAGCUGCAUUGGUUUGUUGUGAUUUGUCUUGACAUUGUUUUUACUCAAAUCAUGCCAAGAAUACUUUUUCACCGUA
This is a messenger RNA of Camellia sinensis, 1876 nucleotides long. It is a transcript of the gene TLP2, whose product is annotated as tubby like protein 2. Lineage: Eukaryota; Viridiplantae; Streptophyta; Magnoliopsida; Ericales; Theaceae. The record is from RefSeq and is a predicted model, not a curated record. Gene Ontology annotation, molecular function: protein binding.